Messenger RNA from Labrus bergylta (ballan wrasse), 8927 nucleotides. RefSeq names its product zinc finger protein 704 (gene znf704). Gene Ontology annotation, biological process: regulation of transcription by RNA polymerase II. Gene Ontology annotation, molecular function: RNA polymerase II cis-regulatory region sequence-specific DNA binding; DNA-binding transcription factor activity. Lineage: Eukaryota; Metazoa; Chordata; Actinopteri; Labriformes; Labridae. Gene Ontology annotation, cellular component: nucleus. The record is from RefSeq and is a predicted model, not a curated record.
GUGUUAAACGUGUGUUGAUGCAUGUCAGUGUACAGGAUUGAGUGAGGUGAAAUUAUUCGACGUGUUUUCUUCCUUUCUUCAAUACCAAAUCAAAUGUAUCGCGCACAAGCCGCCAUGUAGUUAAAUCGUGUACAAAUGUCAUUCCGGUUCCUGUGGUUGACGGGGCUCCGUGUUUUCCCGCCACCCGGCUCUGCUCGCAGGGAGCAGGGAGGAAAACAAACAGGUCGAGCCGCGGUGGAGGAUUGGUAGCCGGUUGGAUGUGGAGGUUGUCAGGCGGGGAAUGAAUCGUUUUCGUGUUGUGAGCUGUUAGUCCGGUGCUUGUUCAAACUUCUCCCGACGUUUUUGAGUCCGGUGCUUUUUUUUGGAGUUCUCUCCUCCCGAGUAUGUUGUCGCUUUCUAACAUUUUAUCCGGGCUGUUGGAGCAGGUAGUCUACCCGCUGCGGUUUUCUGUUUUUCUCGACGUUGUUUACCCGGUUAUAACUCGACGUUUAAUGGUCUAAAAUUCACCGGUUCGCCGGUUUUUACAUUCAGCGAGACAGCUAUAGACAUGCAAACGAGGCGUUUAGUGAAGCGGUCGAUCCUCGGUAGCCGCAUUUAUGCGCCGAGUCCGACAGGGGACGGUGCCCCGGUGUCAGGGGUGGUCCAGGCGGUGAAGCAGGAAAACAGAGACGUGUCCUCGGCCGCAGAAACCCGGCGCAGCGUCUACACGGUGCUCAUGCAGGACGGGAGCCUCAAGGAGUUCACCGAGGAAGAAAUAGCCGCUGGGUUCAACCACAAUGCAGUCAAAGGACCGCUCAAAUCCAGCUUGAAGCAGAGCUUCAGUAACGGAGCUCCAGAGAGCCAGAAGGUGGAAGGCGGCUCCCUCAGCCCAGAGGCAGCAGAGGAGCUUCGGUUGGCAGACGGAAAGCGCACCAGCAGGGACCCUGACACCCGAUCAGUGUCACUGCUGGAGCAGAAACGCAAAGUGGUCUCUUCCAGCAUCGAUGUCCCUCACGCCAGACGCUCGGAGGAGGAAGUGGACAUGGACAAGGUGACGGCUGCCAUGGUGCUAACAAGUCUCUCCACCAGCCCGCUGGUCAGGAGUCCACCUGUCAAAGUCAAUGAGAGCGGUUCAUGGAAGGACAACGGCUCUGCUGGCCCCUUCACACCCUCCAGCAACAGCUCCUCUGGGGGCUACUGGAGCUGGUCUGCCCCCAGUGACCAGUCCAACCCUUCUACACCCUCUCCACCCCUCUCCGCUGACAGCUUCAAGCCCUUCCGUGUGCCCAGUCUAGGGGGUGUGGGUCCUGGCCCCGCAGGACCUGAAGACCCCAGCCUGGAAGAUCAAGAUGGCAGCAGCCUGCUCUUUGAUGAGCCCAUCCCUCGCAAGCGCAAGAACUCCAUGAAGGUGAUGUUCAAGUGCCUGUGGAAGAACUGUGGCAAGGUGUUGAGUACGGCUGCUGGCAUUCAGAGACACAUCCGCACCAUCCACCUGGGGCGUAACUGUGACUCAGACUGUAGCGACGGCGAGGAGGACUUCUACUACACAGAGAUCAAGCUCAACACAGACUCGGUGGCUGACGGGCUGAGCAGCCUGUCCCCCGUGUCCCCGUCCCUCCUCUCUGCCCCUCCUCCUCCCCCCUCCCCUCUCCCGUCUCUCAACCAGCUGGCCGACUCCAACAGAUCUCCACAGUCCUCCAACACCAAGGAGCCUCACGCUGGUGGCAGCACCCCGCUCAGCCGUUCUGCGCCCAGCGCUCUCUACCUCAUCCACACGGACCACGCCUACCAGGCCACGGCUCCGGUGUCAAUCCCGUCAAACGGCAGUAACUCGACCAGCUCGGCCUCCACCAGCUUCACUCCCACCAACAGCUCCAACUUCAGCAUCUCCUGGCAGUCUCCGCCCGUCACCUUCACCGGAAGCACAAUGUCUCCCAGUAAAAGCCAGGGCUUCGGUGAGCAGCGCUCUCAGACCAUCUCUGUCCUCUCGUCUCCUCCCAGAGCCACCACCGCCCUCAGUCGGAAGGUGCGUGGUGAAGGGAAGAAGUGCCGAAAGGUGUAUGGCAUGGAGAACCGAGACAUGUGGUGCACCGCCUGCCGCUGGAAAAAGGCCUGUCAGAGAUUCACCGACUGAGCGUUCUCCAGUUAUGACAAGGCGCUCUACGCCCACAGCCGUUUCACCACAAAGCAGGGAGGGGCAUCAUUUUGCAUGCAUUUGGUUUUUCUUCAAAAUCGCAACUGUCCGUCAAGCUCCAGCUCCGCCCCCUGUGGAUGCCCCUCCUCCUCAGCUCCACUGAACCAUUCCAGCAGUGGGAGGAACCGAAGGACAGUCAACUUUUACAGUGCUGUCCAGGAUUUCCCACUACUGCCUCGCCAUUCCCAUCGUUCUCAGCUUUGGGAAACCUUAGUGCAGCUAUACAGUAUAAAGAAAAAAAAAGAUCUAAAGAUUUCUCCUGUUUUUUUUUUUUUUUUGUUGAGUUCAGUGUUGCAUCUUUCUAUGUUUUGUAAAGCUCUGGUUUUAAAUAGAAAGUCAAAGAAGGGGUCCAGAUAAAAAAAAAGGCCAAAAGCCUUUUUGUUUUAUUAAAAUAAAAUAAAAAUGGACCCAAAAGAAGAAUGGGCUUCUUGCACCUCCUGCAGUUUUUGAACAAUAUUGUAAAAAAAAAAAAAAAAAAAAAAAGCAUAGAGGUCAAAGUUCCAGUUUUUGUUCUUCCUUCAGCUCAAUCAUCAUCUCUUUCAUUUCUGGACUAUUUCAGGUGAUCUAUUAUCACCGACAUCACAAAGCCUCUCCUGGUUCCUCGUCUGCUCCUUGCUCCUGACAGCCUGAGGAAAGAACAGAAGUGAUUCUAAGAAAGAGAUGGAGGAAUAGAGACACACAAGGUGGACCGGUCAAUGCAAAAAAAAUACACACUUUACAGUCAGGGAUAGCAGCCGCACCAUGCCACAUUUACCACAUGAGAAGCAAACACAGGUAUGGCCACACAAUCAAAGCAGGAGACAGAAACUGUUUUCUAUCUCACUUUUUGUAUCCAGUUAGCUUCAUUUUCUUUCUUUUAUCAGGGAUGUGAUUCAACAGAAAGCAAAAACCAGCAGCUCAAACUGUACACGGCACUAACUCAACACUUUCUCUCUUUCAUGACACAUGACAACUUUGCAACCAAAAACUCCUUUAUCGAGUUCUUUAUGUUUUUGGUUUUUGUUAAAGUGCCAUGGUUACUGUUGUUGAUUUUUAUUUUCCCUCUCUUUUUUUUUUUUUUUUUUUGGCAAAGCCAAGACUGUUUACAUACCACCUGCUCCAGACUACAGUGUGUUCAAAACGUUCCUGACAGCGCUGGAAGAAUAAAGUCAGCAGCGUGCAAGGCCAUAAAGAGAAACAUGUUUCACCACAAACAGAGAGAGAGACAUGCUGCCUUCCUUCUCAACCAACUUUGACACCUUUCAAAGGGAACAAAGUAUCUUUGUGUUUACGUUUGCCACAAAGGAGGAGGGCUAAAAACCAAAAGUGAGGCACUUGUACUGUAUAUGAGUAAUGGAGCACUUACACUUGUGGUUACUUCAAGAGUUAAAAAAAAAAAAAAAAAAGGUUCUUUCUUUCCAAAGCACUCUUUGUUUCCAACUUAAGUGGUCAUAAGAGGAAGGAAGAAGCAAAUUAUUGAACCAUUAUUUGCUCCAAGGGCAGAAAAAGUUCAAAGUACUUGAUUGGCUCUCUCCUUUGUUGUUUCAUGUGCACUGCACACUUAAUUCAAGCAACGCUUUUGGCGCCAGCUUUCAUAAAGGUCCUUAUGUUCAGCAUGUUACCUUGUUACUGAUGAGGUCAAAGUUUUAAUUGGUAAAAAAAACAAAAAAACAACGCAGUUAUCUGAAUUUCAUAUGAAUGUUUGUUUAAUUUCCUGCCUCCAUGUUGGCUUAAAGGCAGGAAACAAAAUCACAAAGCCAAAUAGUUUACAGAUGUUGUCUUUGUUGGGAUGAAUGGACCGACUCUUGUGUCACCUUUAGAAAUGACCGGUGUUACCAAGAGGCACAUUGUGAUUCUAUUCCUGCAUUUAGCAUCUUGCUUCAAGCUAAUUCAUUUGAAUGCACGCUGAUGCAUUUUAUUCUGUUCCACACAUUCAACCCCACAAUCAGUGCAAACCAACACCAGCUAAUAAACUUGCAUGCUCGCUCAUCGAUACACACAACUUCAGCACCUGAAAAUCGUAGCUCUUGUUAUUUUUGCUUUCUUUUCUUUUCUUUUUUUUUGUCUUUUCAUGUACAUAUAUAUAUAUAUAUGUAGUUCUUGUAUUCUCUAUAAGCUCCAUGUUUAUGGCCAGCUAGCUCGGUCGUUACAUUUGCCACCUUAUGAACAAGACAAGUUCAGCUAUGAUGUUACGUGAGGAAAUAAUGUACCGUUUAACCUGUCCGGCUACUAUUAUUUAGAAAUCUAGGAAUAGCCUUAAAGUCACUCUUUUAAAGAAAAAUCUUCGUGCUUCUUCUGUGUCAUUACAUUGAUGUGUCAGAAAAGAAAAUAUUUAGAUUAUCUCCACCUGAUCCUAUUAUUGUUUAAGAAAGACAAAUCUAUAUGUACGUAAAGACGAAACAUUGAAAAGACAUUGAUUUGGCUGUUUUUAUUUUUCAUAUAUAUAUACAGAUAUAUAUGUAUGAAUUGAUAUGCCGUUUAUUGAUUUUGUUUUCAUGUUCUGCUGAUGCAUUUUUGUACUAACUGUUACUGUGGGAGGGAGUGAGGAAUAAUUAAGCAUGUUUUUGCUCUUUUUCUGUGGAUGUGACCCGCAAGCUCCCGCCUCCAGCUCCUUCACGUCACGCUCCCCGCUGCCUGCCGCUAAGCGCUCCAACACCGUAGUUGAUUAGAAAACCUUUAUCUUAUUUCCUCCAUGUCUCGUGGUGUCACGUAGGCCCACUUGCAAUUAGUUUGAUUGACAUCUCGGGGUGUUUGUGUUGCAGUCACACACACUCCUGUGAGUGAACGUGAAGGAGCCUCGGGGCGAAGUGUGCGGGGCUGCCACUGAAGCUCGGUGCUCUGCCCACUCCUCCCCUUCAUGCAUUCCUCUAAAGGAGUCUUUACACACCUUUUAUCAAACGGCCUGUGGCGUUUCCCUGUCAGGGUGUGUGCAGGUUGACGAGGAAACACACUUUGUUGUUUAUCUUGCUCCAGACCUUAACGGCUGGAUGUGGCUGAAGUUUGUUUUUUGUUUUUUUCAACUCCAUGCACUACCCAAUGCCCUUUCUCCAUCUUUGUGGUGCUUCAUGUGUGUGUCCUGACAGUCUCCUCCAGUGGUGUUUUGGGAAACAUCUGGCAGCCAAUCAGAUCCCUGUCGGGGCUCGGUCCAGGAACAAGUUCCAACAGAGCAUGCUUUGGAAGCAUCAACACUAUAUCUUUUUUAAAUGGCAGCUAAUUCUCCAGAAGCGUCCUCAUGGUCAUAGUUGUGGCCACCAAUUGGAAUGUGUUACAACAUGCUUAUAUUGGCUGAAAUAAACACAACUAAGCUAAACCCACAAGAUCUCUAAAGGAUAUUUGCUGCCAUUUGUAAAACAAAGUCAGAAGAUGUAAUUCAGUGAGAGACUCUGGGGUUUGUUUCGAGGACCGGGUCCUGGCCUGCAUCGAUCAUCCUGGUUCCACUCACUGCCAAUGUUACAGAGACGACUCGAGCGCUCAAAGACACUUAGCCGCACGUCUCUUCUUGCAUUCUGUACAUGCAGGUGCUUGUGGCCUCGGCCAGGGAGAAAUGGAGGUGCUAUUAUCCCAUGUGUCAUUUUCACUCCAUUUUGUACACAUUGUUAUGCUGUAGAACAUGAAAAUAAAAACAACCUGCCUCAAGUCUACCAAGUGUCCAGACACAAGGUCGUGAGUGGCUCCUACAGGAAAAAAAAAAAACAGCUCUCUGUCCUGCUCUUUGAUCCAUUUCGACUGUUCAAUUUUGGUUGUUACAAUGCUAUCUCUCUUAAGAUUAUAAUGUUUCUUUUUAUUAUAUCUUAAUCUUAAAUGCAAACAUCAAAGUACUUCUGUUAAAGCAAAUUCAAUAUUCAAAGAAAAUGACUUUGUGCCCAACACAUCAACAUGUUGCUGAUUUGUUUGGGAUGCUGUAGAAUUAAAACUCCUUUUGGGCAAAACUGGCAGACACAGAGGGAUCAAGACUCAUAAUUGAACUCCCAAAUUGACACUUUAAUGAUGCCAAACAUGCCAUAUGCUUUUUCCUCCUGAUGUGAUCAUCCAACUAGCUCAUAUAAGAGCAGCAGUGAGCCCCUCAAUCGUGCGAGCCAGCAAAACACGCGUGCUUGUGAACGGGGGGUGCUCCUGUUGAAAACAUGUGUUGGCACAGCAGAGUUAAAACUGUGCUAUCAAAGAGUCACAAUAGGCGGUCUUGUUGCCUCGGUGAGAGUGAUAUGAAUACUUAUGAGGAGCGUCAGCGGCUGUCCUGGCUUUUGUUCUCUCAGUGUGUUUACCCUGUCCCCCCCCGCCCCCCUCCUCCACUACCUACCAGCCACCAGCUAUGAUUGAUCAUCUGAAUAAAGCAAGAAAGAAUUAUUCUGCUUACUGAGGUUAUAGAAAUCAAAUCCAGUGAGUUACGAGGGACCCUCAGUGCACAUGUCCACACACACACCCCUAUGCUACGUCCACGUUCCAGUUUAGCUCCCGAGCUGUGAUGGCUUUAACAGCAGUUCAUGCAUUGACAUAUUGAUGAGCCCUCCUCUUGGUUUAUGGACCUGAUCUGUACCCAGAUUAAUGUUUCAUUCAUGACAAGACUUGUUUGUGACAAGAGGCUAACACUUAUUACAGCUUUAUAUCAUCCGCAUAUAGGUCAAUGCUACUAUAUAUUCAGAUUAACCCUGCAGUACAGUAUAUCUAAGCUACAGUAAAUGUGUGUGUCAGUAUUUUUGUGUUAUAUCCCGGACUUCUCCAAUUUUCUUCUUUUUAAAAAUGUUGUACAACAUGCAGGAGCUGAGGUCAGCCUUCAAAACGUUAGUGGCUGCAGAUUAGCUGCCCAGUAAGAAAGCCCUAAGCGGUCAUGCAUCCAUACAUAUUUACUUUUUUUUACAUACAUAUUCUUUUAUAACAAGACAUUUCCUGUUGUUCCUGUUUACUUAUCCUCAGUGUCACAAACAAAGUUAGAAAUAGUCUUAAUUUAGCGUUAGUGUGAUAGCAGCAUGGUAUGUUGUGGUCUGGCCUUUCACGUCCAACCUAUUUUGUUUUCUAGAUAGCAUGAAACCCGUUAUCACAAGAAAUCAAGCUUUGUUAUCUCAAAAUAAUGAGUUAAAUUAGUUUAUGAUGAAAGGAAAUACAGCUUUGUUUACUAAGAUAAAGACCCAAGUAAUUUGAGAUCUCGAGAAAAAAAAAAAGAAGUAAUUUCACUGGAAAAGUAUUAUCUUGAGUUAAAGAGAUAAAUCAGUUGAGCUCUCAAGAGAACAACACUGGAAAUGAGUCAUUAUUACUGGAAAAUGGAUUUAAUACAGUAUUGGUGCAUGUCCACUUCAGGCUUCCGUAGGCCAGCUUCUUUCUAGCAGGUGAGAAAACAUAUUUUCUUCCUUGCUAGCAUUUACCACUCUUGUUUAUUUCAGAAAUAGCAUGUUAUCACACUCUGACAGCAGGUGGCGCUCAUGAGGCAGUACCUGUAAACUCAUUUUAACCUGUAAUUAUAAUUUUUUUUAAAACUCAGAUGGACUGUUUGCACGCUUGAGCACACCUGACUCGUCAUGGCAUUGCCUUGCAUGACCCUCAGUAUGGAUUGAGUAAGCAGCGUGUCCUCAAAGAGUCCACCUCCCACCGACUGUAGCGCUAGUUUCCAUGGCAACUAUGCUGUCAGGCAAGGUUAUGUGAUUCGGCUCCUAUCGGCUGUCGAAGCUGGAGCAAGAGGAGGCACCCUCUGUCCUUCAUUCAUUCAGGAAUGUGAAGGAGGAGGGCUUUGAUAGAGGGGUUUUUUUCCCCUAGAAGAUUAUCAAUGUAAAAAAAAAAAGAAAGAAAGAAGAAAUGUCUUAAUAUGUGUUUCCAUCCCCAUUAUUGUUACCUUUGGAGGAAUAGAGGAGUCCUGAAUGUGCCUUGAAGAGUGCAGAGUUUCUUGGAGCUCUGUUUGCAGGAGGGUUGCUGUGAUAUGCAGGACCACAGCAGCGAUGUAGGAAUGUCUCUGGUGCUGGCUAGUCUGAGUUCUGCAUUUUUUUUAAAUCUAAACCUUGUAAUUCAAAGAUUUGUGAUACAAAGAAAACGUCCUGUGAGUUGUGUUCAGAGAACCUUUUGGUCACUCGUUGGUUCUAGAAAGAUGUUGCAAGGUCUAAGAGUGAUUUUUCUACUUUUUAACUGUAAAACGAUUUUUCCGAUUUCCAAACUUAUGCUACUGUGUUUCAAAUGUGUUUUCUUUUCUUUGUCUGUUGUUUCUCCUCCUCUUUGUUUUCCCAAACAUGACUCCUCUCUCCCUUUUGUACAAGGGCUUGUAGAUAAAUGUAUGUCGAUGUGAAGAAUCGCUGUUGUGUCGCAUUCUAGAAAUGUUUGGGAAAUCAAGGAAACCUCAUGUAACAAACAGCUUGUGAAACAAACAGUGAGAUGAUCCCUUUUUUUUGCGCGGAGCUGCUCAUUUAUUUACACCUCAAAUGAAAGGCAUCACUUUCAAAUAGAGGGAAGACAAACACCCUCAUCAUGCUGAAGUCUAUCAUUGGAUUUGAUUAUUCACAAUAUUGACUUUUUUCUGCCUCAGCUCCAUCUUUUAAAAGUUCAAUAUGCAACACAGAGAGUGCUGGCCCCGCCCUCCCUGUUAUCGGGAUCAUCUCAUUGGCUGUUUUAAUGGAUUACAAUCAUGUAGACCUCAAGAACUCAAUGACUGUCGCACUGGAUUUUUACACUCUUUUUCUCAAAUAGUAUAUAAGCUAUAUGGUCUGGUCUAACUGUAUUUUUAAUACUGCAUGUGCAUGCAAAUAAGGAAAUUAUGAGACUUUAUAUAAAUGUGCUUUAUUUGUGCUGUGGCAUCCAU